Messenger RNA from Neolamprologus brichardi, 2536 nucleotides. The record is from RefSeq and is a predicted model, not a curated record. NCBI's taxonomy places the organism in Eukaryota, Metazoa, Chordata, Actinopteri, Cichliformes, Cichlidae.
UCUGUGGAGGUUGACUUCAGCGAGGGCUCCACACCAUUCUGGCUUCUCUGUCAUGGCAUCCAACAGCAUCUUUGACUCCUUCUCCAACUACAGCAGCAGUCUACUAAGAGAGCCGCCGACCACCAGACGGUUCACGCCGCCCUCCACAUCCUUCCCCUGCAGCAAGAUUGUAGACAGCAACGGGGCCAUGGCCACCGCAGGGCCCAUCAGGUCAAGACCGGACACCAGGAACGUGGUGGACGUCUUGGCGGACCACGCGGGCGAGCUGGUCCGGACCGACAGCCCGAACUUCCUCUGCUCUGUGCUGCCGUCUCACUGGAGGUGCAACAAGACGCUCCCCGUGGCUUUCAAGGUUGUGGCUCUUGGUGACGUCCCCGACGGGACUCUGGUCACCGUGAUGGCCGGAAACGACGAGAACUACUCGGCCGAGCUGAGGAACGCCUCGGCUGUAAUGAAGAACCAGGUGGCUCGCUUCAACGACCUGCGCUUCGUGGGCAGGAGCGGACGAGGAAAGAGCUUCACUCUGACCAUCACCGUGUUCACUGGACCGCCUCAGGUCGCCACGUACCACCGCGCCAUCAAAGUGACCGUGGACGGACCCCGCGAACCACGCAGGCACAGGGUGAAGUUAGAAGACCCCCAGAAGAUGCAGUUCUCAGACAGGCUGUCGGAGAUCGAACGCUACCAGCGGAGUAUGAGGAUAGGCCCGGGAAACGCCAAUCCUCGCCAAAUCCACCAACCCCACCUUGGCACCACACCAGCCCUGUGGCAGGAGCAGAUGGACACCCCCACCCUGAAGACCUGCAAGGUGGAGGAGGACCUGAGACCAUGGCCAGCGACUACAGAGCUCUUCCCGCAGAGGACCACCUUCCCGUCUCUGUCACCGCUGACCGACCCUCGCUUCUCAGAUCCCCGCAUGCACUACCCCGGGGCCUUCCCCUACUCCACCAACACCUCCAGCACCGGCAUUAGUGGCCUUAGCAUGUCAGCCUCUACUAGAUACCACACCUACCUGCCACCACCCUACUCAAACAACCAAUCCCAAAACUUCCAGUCCAACUCCUACCUGUAUUAUGGCACAGGCUCUGGAUCCUACCAGUUCUCCAUGGUGGCUCCGGGGAAUACCGGGGGCGAGCGCUCUCCCACCCGCCUACUGUCCUGCUCGGGGGCUACAGGCGCUGGCGGGACCAACAGCCUGAUGAACCCGGGCCUAAACACCCAGAGCGAGGGCGUGGAAGCCGACGGCAGCCACAGCAACUCCCCCACAGCCAUGAGCGCUUCGGGUCGCUUGGAUGAAUCUGUCUGGAGGCCUUACUGACUGACAGACAGCUAGACAAGAAGAGAAGGAGAAAACAAAGUAAAGAGGAUGAUGAACAAAGAAAAAAGAAGCUGAACACUGAAAGAAAAGAAGAAGAAAAAAAACAAAAAAAAAGAGAAAUGCUGCAUGUUUGUCUUUUAUUUCUCCGGCACUCGCUUUAAAGACCUUCUGCUUUCACCAAAUCCCCCGAGACUAUUUGUUUUGUAAAUUCUUGAACUCCUGCACUGUACCGAGGUACCGCCAAAGAACCGGAAAAGCCAUACGAGCUGACGCGUUACUUGGCAGAGACUGCAAACAGAAGAGAGAGUAAAACGAGUGAAGCCGCAGUAAUGUGCUGGCAUCGUUUGUCUUGUGCAAACAGGUACUCAUCAAAGACGAAUGAACAAAAGGCGGCGGAGGCGUGAUCAAUCAGCACAGCUGACGAACUGAAAAACCGCAGCAGAAAUCCCUCAAACAGACCGAUCCAGCUCACUCGGCGGGUGGAGGAGAGAAGUCGGACUCCUGCGAGGCAUGGCUGCACUGCUGUAGCAAUCCUUCCUUUUUGAAGCUUUAAUUUCUGUCAAAUUUCAACAUUGUAAAAACGAUUGAGUCAGUUGUGAAAACAUUGUCAGCUGCACCCAAAGGCUGUUUCGUGCGCUCACGGUGGUUAUGCAGUACCUUAUUGCCUAAUUUAUUAUCCAAAUGGACACGUUUGGAGCCACGCUGCGCAGUGGACGUUUCGACACAACUGCUGCAUUAUUGAGAAACAAAAGCAUUUUACCUGUCGUGUUUUUAGAUACGACUCCUCCUCUGCCGCGUCAUCAGUCGAUUGCGCUUCAACAGGACAGUGGCUGAUAUUUCAAGGAAUGUAUAAAGACUAAAGCAGAGGAGGGUUUCUUGGUUUUUUUGUUUUCCUGUAGGAGUCCUGUUGUCUCUACUCUUUACUUUUCCUUUGAUGUUCUUAUUCAAGCCCUUUUCUAAAGAAAAAAAAAGUCCCAGUCUGGUAUUUUUAAACUGGAUGAGACGGUUUACCUUUCAUAUUUAUUUGAGCCAAAAUUUGAGGAAAUGUAUGCAUAUACCCCAAAUCCUUAAGCAUUUCUCUCUGCCUUUCCUUUUUUUUUAUAUAAAUAUAUAUACAGUAUAUAUACCAUGUUUUGUUGUUAAGUAUAAAUUUGGAAUUUGUGUAAUAUAUUGCUACUAAAUUAUAAAAAAAACCAAAACCUUUAAUGUAAUUUUUUG